AUGGAUCGCGAGCUCGACUUCAACGAGAUCGACAGCACGUACUUUGUGCUCAUGGUGGACCUGUGGAACGAGUCGGGCCAGUCGGCCGUCAACCUGGUGCGCCAUAGCAGCGCGGCGCCCACCGUGUCCAUCAGCAGCAGCACGACGACGUCGUACCCGCCCCCGCCCGAGCGCAGCCACUAUGUCGCCACGACGAUUCCGGGCUACGAUGCACACUCGCAGGCCUACCGCCACCAGCAGCACCAGCACCAGCACCAGCACCAGCACAUGCAGCCCCAGCCCAUGGCCGCGGCGGGCUACGGCCCCGGCGCCCACACGGGCGUGGCGGUGCCGCCCUACUACCCNCCCGCCGCCCCUUAUGGCCAAGCCCCCGCCCCCUCGGCCAUGAUCCCCGCCACGCCCAUGAGCUCCAACCACACGCGCAACCUGAUUGGCAUGAACGCUGUCAACGCCUGCCGCCUCAACGACACCAAGAACAAGCCCGGCUUCUGGUUUGUCCUGCAGGACCUCAGCGUCCGCACAGAGGGCACCUUCCGCCUCAAGCUCUUCCUCUUCGACAUUGGCGCCGGCGACGGCACAAACGCCACCGUCGCCGCAGACGGCCCCACGCGCGGCAAGGGCAAGUGCCUCGCCGUCAACUUCUCCGACCCCUUUACCGUCUACUCGGCAAAGAAGUUCCCCGGCGUCAUCGAGAGCACGCCCCUGAGCAAGUGCUUUGCCCAGCAGGGCAUCAAGAUUCCCAUCCGCAAAGACGGCCCCAAGCUGCCCAACCAAGCAGAGUAUGAUGCCGAUGAUUAAUGCUGUAAUUACUAGUCCGCUUUCGCUACGAAUGAAACAAAAUUUCCAUUUUUCCAACAAUAGACUUGACCUAGUUUAAACCACCAAAACAUGAUGGUUGAAAAGUAGAUAGCUCAUCAUAGACUUAUGAUUACCACGUGACUAUAAUACAUACCCUUUUUUAUCCUUC
Bipolaris maydis ATCC 48331 is the source of this 967-nucleotide messenger RNA. RefSeq names its product velvet factor. Lineage: Eukaryota; Fungi; Ascomycota; Dothideomycetes; Pleosporales; Pleosporaceae. The record is from RefSeq and is a predicted model, not a curated record.